CAAAGAUAAACUGAAUUCUUAAUUACCACUAAAGUAGAUGCUAAUGGAUUUUCCUGUUUUACAGCUUUCAUCUCUAACUUUACCUGUAAGUUUAAGACCCCGACAACUUAGAUUCGGCUUUGCUGUUGGGUCCUCGUGUUUCUUUCUUAAGUCUCAGUGACAGCUACAGAAUCUCACAAAGGUUCUUCAUCUGGACGGUGUCCCGGGGAGGGCCCCUGAGGAGCCCAGAACUGUAACCCCGGGAGGACCUCACUGCUGGAACUCCCAGGAAUGCCCGGGUUGAUCCUUAAAUAAAAUAAAAAUCUAUCCCGUAAAGGGCUUUCAUGAAGAAAUUAAAGAGAGGAAAUUACAAGUAAUAGAGAAACUAGGAGUUGUACACUGGAGAAGCCACCUAAAAUAACUGGAGUAAGACAAAACGAGUGAAUACAUCUGGAAGAAAUUUUACUUAGUAUGGUAUUUUUGCCCACUUUUUGGUCAUAAAGGCCGCUAAGGAAGAAAGAAUAUAGUUUUCUAGAGAAAGAACGAGUGUAAUGUAAAAAUGGAAGCCACAGUUUCUGAAAUUCAAGUCGAAAGCAAGGAUGAGAAGAGACCAACAGAAGUCAGUCCUCAAGAUGAGCGGCAGGAGGAAAAAGCAUCAGUGCUUUGCUUCAAGAGAAGAAAGAAAGCAGCCAAAGAGAUGAAGCCCAAAGCUAGCUCUAAAGCUGCUGGUGCAGCAAGAACGGGUCCCCCAGAGGCGGGAGCUUCUGAUCAGCCCCAGGCCCCAGUGGGGGCCUGGGCGUCAAUCAAACGUCUUGUAACGCACAGGAAAAGGUCAGAAGCUUCAAAGCAGCAAAAGCCCUUUGAGGCUAAAGUGCAACCUGAAAUCAGUGCUGAGGAUGCUGAUCUUUCUAGGAAAAAGGCAAAAUCCAGACUCAAGAUUCCCUGCAUAAAAUUCUCAAAAGGAGAGAAAAGAAGUAAUCAUUCCAAAAUUAUAGAAGACUCCGACUGCAGCCUCAGAGUCCAGGGAGAGGCUGAACGUUUGGAUACGGAAGCUCCGACCCAAUCCGAUGAGCAGGCAACCACGCCCAAGUUGCCCCAGGAUGUGAGUAAAGCUGUCUCACAGAAAGGGGGCGAUGAGGUCUGUGAGCCAAAUGGGAGCCACAGCACAACGGCACCUGGGGAAAAAGUGAUUGCAGUAGAACUUGGGUUAGACACGGGGCAUUCUGCCAUUCACACAGGAACUCUAGUCAUUGAACGAGAUACUGAAACAACUGAGGAGAAACAAAGCGUUCAACCCCAGCAAGCAAGCCCACUUGAACCUUCAGAAACACAACAGCAACCCCCUUUGGUUUCUGAUGUUCCUCCCUCACCUGCAGUCCCAGAUCAGCAAAUUGUGGAAGAAGCCAAAAGCAAUAUCCUAGAAAGUGGACCAAAUUGGAAACAGCACGAAAGUGGAGAGAUUGUUGCUGAAGAGAGUGAGCCAAAAGAUACUGAACUGAGCCAGGAAUCAGAGCUUAGAGGAAAUGAGGUCACUGCAGAGAAACCAAAACCAGAAGAAAGCAAAAGAAUGGAGCCAAUUGCUAUUAUUAUUACAGACACUGAAAUCAGUGAAUUUGAUGUUAAGAAAUCUAAAAAUGUCCCUAAGCAAUUCUUAAUUUCAAUUGAAAACGAGCAAAUAGGGGUUUUUGCUAAUGAUAGUGGUUUUGAGGGUAGAACUUCAGAACAAUACGAAACACUCUUAAAAGAAACGGCUUCUUCUCUUGUCAAGAAUGCUAUUCAGUUGUCUAUAGAACAGCUGAUUAAUGAAAUGGCCUCUGAUGAUAAUAAAAUAAACAAUCUUCUGCAGUGACUUAAUUUCCAAAUCAUGGGAGGAAAAGAAAAAAAGCUUAAUGCUGAAUUAUUUUACAUACUUGAGGCAUUUCUUUUUCAGUAACAAAUGAGGGAUUUAUCAUCUGUGGAAUUUAAAGGUACAGUUCCAAUCCAGAAGUGCUAAAGAAUUACGUUUAUAAAACCCUUUCUCCCCCAGAGAUGUAGUCACUUCUGGAUCAGAGGAAGCCCAUACAGAUUGCAAUGCACAGUGACAUACAGGGAGGUGUGAAAAUGACAUGUGGAGAUUGGGGUACUUGGGGGAAGGAAGCUGUAUUAAUUGAGCACUUAUGGGAUGACAUAAACUCUUUACUGUUCUCUGAUGUCACAAAGCCUGGUUUCCCUUUGAUAGUUCGAUCCUGUGUAUAGGUUAACAUCACAUUCGAUUUUCAAAGCUUCCCCCCCCCCCCAACAGUGCACUUUUAUGUUUAAAAUGGUGAAGAAGGUGAGCUAUUUUUGUCAAUGUGUGAUUUAUAGUUGUUACACUCAUAGGCAGUAGUCUUACCUCAAAAAAAUAUUGCCUUUUCUUAGUUUCAGCAGAAUGUGCAUAUUUGAAUUAAACAUGAGUGUUUUUCUAGUCCUGCUUAAAUACUGUACACAAGCCAUUCACAAUUUACUUCAGACAGACAAAUAAUUACCAAGUGCAAAGGUGUAGAAACAGGCAGGGCAUCUUCGCUCUCCAUCUUCUGCCUCCAGCAGACCUGUAUAAAUCCAUUUCUGCAUGGGGUCGUCUACUGAAAAGCUUAAAAACAAAACCUGAAAAGCUAAGCAACAGCAGCAACAAAAAGUGAGAUCACUGUUUUCCAUCCAGGGGAAGGCAAACUGCCCGAGUAACAAAUUAUCACAGAUAACAUAGGAUUCAUCUUGCAGGAUUGCUUCUCUAGAGCCCGUAUUCAUCAACCUCUCCUCAAAGAGGGAACAUGAAUUCAAAGCCUGCCUGGCAGUGAAAGUACUAGGAAAUCAUAAUAACCUGGUGAAAAUAUUGUCCAUUCUUGACCAAGAAGGAGCCAAGUACAUGGUUGAAUAGAAAAAGUAAAAAGUUACUGCUAAAGCACAUUGUAUUUUAAAUGUCAGUAUUCUCUCAUUGUGCCUCUGUGUCGAGAUACCAGUAGCAAACAUUUUACAUGGAUUUCGAAAAGUAACUUUUUCAUCAGUAUUUCCAGUCCAGCUAAUCCCUUACAGAAAAAAAUGAACUUAAUGUAACCAUAAGGGCUUAUUUGCAUUUUAUUCGGUUAUUUAAAUCAUCGAUCUCAUUAAUAAUUACCAUAUUUUUUGAAAAAGCAAUUACAUUUCAAUCUUUCCUUGUGUGAAAUGGCCAUAAUACUACAAUACACUUCCCUACCUCACAGGUAAAGGUUCAAACUGUAGAGUCCCCCACUGUCUAAGUGGCGGCAUUACUCUGAAAGUGGAUGAAGUAUGAAGAGCUCUCCAUUUGAGUUGUAAGGUAUUUGUUAAAGAAUAUUUGUACAUUCUUGGGGAAAAGAGUGUACAUUGGAUGAUUGUAAAUGAUCUAGGUGACUUCCAGCAUUAUUACGUAUAGAAAGUAUGUGCUAAUUUGUCCUAUAGAACCUUCUUUGUUUCUUGCUGUGAGUACAUCUUGAGACCUCUGGCAGAAAAACCUAAUCUGACUUUGGAACUGAACCAAAUAAUGGAUAUUAUUAGCAAGAUUCUUUCCUGAGGUGCAAAAUUAUCCCCCCAGACUUUCCUACCUUCAUGCCUAUAACUUUGGGACCAGAAACCCACAAAAAUCCUUCAAUUUAGCAAUGUGAGCGUGGAUUUUCAAAACACAUGACCCAAGAGAUGAAUUUCUUUUAGUGUACAGUUUUUAAACAUUUAAAAAAGACUGCUAAGUCAUUCUCCCUAAAACUACUCUUUUUCAUUCACUCUCUGUGGUGCUAAUGGACUUGGAUGGCUACCAGCAAAUAUCAGAUCAUAUUUAAAAGUGAACAGUUGUUAGGGGCGCCUGGGUGGCGCAGUCGGUUAAGCGUCCGACUUCAGCCAGGUCACGAUCUCGCGGUCCGGGAGUUCGAGCCCCGCGUCGGGCUCUGGGCUGAUGGCUCAGAGCCUGGAGCCUGUUUCCGAUUCUGUGUCUCCCUCUCUCUCUGCCCCUCCCCCGUUCAUGCUCUGUCUCUCUCUGUCCCAAAAAUAAAUAAAAAACGUUGAAAAAAAAAUUUUAAAAAGUGAACAGUUGUUAAAAACCUGAUCAAAGUUGGUGCAUUUUAACUGUUUUGAAGAAUCCUGUCUUCAUUUACUGCCAGAAUGGCUCAAGCCAAUAUACUUGCAUUGUAAACUUUUUAGUAAUCUCUCAUGAAUGAGCACAGAGCACAGCACUUACCAGUGAUUGAAAAUAUUUUGGAAGGCUUAGGCAUAUUUAUUUGGGAGUUUUAAAAACAGAUACAAGAUAAAUAUGUGUAAUUAUUUUUGUUAAAAUAGCACUUUCUCUAGUCCUAGGUUUCUACCUUUUUUUUCCCCACUAUGGUUUGAUAUAUAUUUUUGGUUAGAAUGUAUUAUAAUUGAUUGUUUCUGCGGUAAGAUGUGUAACUCCACUUGCAUUCAUCUUAAUUGGUUUUUCCUUAAUCUUUCCUACUGAGAAUAUCUGGGGCGUUAAAUAAGUAGGAUUUCAGUUUGAAAAAGGAAUCCAGAAAUUAAUUGGUCUCCAUCUAAAUAUACCUGCCACAUGGCCAAAUCCUAUUAAAAGGAAUUCUAAGGUGAUCCAAACUGUAUUGUUGUAGACACAAGCAGGAGUCACAUAACUUGGAAGUCUCUUAUAAAAUAUGUUUCAUUUCAAUAGUGUUUAUUUUAAGCAAUUCGACCUUACAUGCGAGACAUUAAAUGAAUUUAAGUAGGUUCCUAUUCAAUUCAUAUCCAUUUGACAUGAUUAAAAUGAUCAUUUAAAAGGCAAUUCAAUGACACUACAUUAAUUUUCACUUAAAUGUGCUGUGGUAUAAAUGCUGCUUUUAAUGAACACUUAUUAAUUAGUUGGGAUUCAGUUUGUCUUUGAGUUUAGGAUUUUACAAGGUGGGUUGGUUUAUUGGAUGCUUGUUAAUUUUUUCGGCACAUUAUCUUCCCCCUUCUAAGAGUCCAGUAUUAUUCACUUCGCUUUACAACCCAGUGAAUAUGAAAGCCCUCUUCUAUUUUCUCUAGCACUAUUCACUUAACAUUUUCUCAAAGUACUUUAUAGGGUAUAAAAAUAGUACUGGGUAAUAUCUAAGUGAAGGUAGCAGAAAACAAAAGAACUUUCAAACAGAAAUUAUGUUCCCUGCCUCCUCCUCCACCUCGAAGAAUAAUAAGCAUGUGGCACAAAUGGAGUUCUUCAGAAAAGCUGUCUGCAUAAUUUUCUUUCAAGGCAAUUUCAAGGCAUUUGACAGCACGAAGUUUGUGAUGAUCUUAAUUGGUCUACUAUUUAGUGGAGUCUAAGAAACUCUGAUUUAUUUCUGAGAGAUUAUCUUAUUUCACGAGUAUCUGUGAAAAGCCUUACUGCUAAAGGCCAUUAGUCAUGGGAGGGCACCAGUCAAAUCUGGCUUUUGCAUGCAAUCCAGAGUUAACUUCAUAAAUGUUUAACUUCAAGUUGCCUUAUUUUUUAUAGUUAUGAGUUCAUUUGUGGGGGUGGGGGGUUUCCAGCAGAAUUUUUAAAAUAAUUGUUAGGCUUUAGAACCCCAUUGUUUGGAAAGAUCCUUUUAAUCUCAACUUUAUUCAGAUAUGUAAAGUCUUUCUAAUUUCAUCUGAUACUCAAUACAUCAGGGGUUGACUUUUCUGCCUGCCAUUUCUGAAAAAAAAAUUUUUUUUAAGUCCUCAUUUAUGGUUUCAGGUUCUUUAGGUUCAAAUUCCUAUGAUGUUUCAUCCUGUAACAUAAAGUUUCUUAUUAUGCAGAAUUCAAUCAAUAGUACAUUUUAUGAUACAUUUUUGAAAAAAAGUUCUUGCAAUCCUUAUUUAGUUACAAAAAUUAAACAUAAGGAAGCUCCAUGAAAUUUAGAUGUCCUGAUUAAAUUCAGUUUGGUUCAACAUGUGUUGGGUAUAACAUAUGCCCAACACUGUUUGGUGAAGAAGAUGGGCUCCCAGUCCUCCAAGAGCUCAAGCCAGGCAACAGCAACCACAGGAACUGGGGCAGGGAUUAGGGCAAAGAGCCACAGGCAAUGCAGCACCAUGAGUGCCAUAGAGGGGAGAAUAAAGAGACACUGGUUAAUUUGCCCAGUGUGGGGAGGCGGUCAUCUAAAUACAGGGACAGUUUGAAAGCAUUCAGUUUCUAAAUAGUUACACAGUUAUAUUCAUUAUGAUUUGUGAACAGGUGCAGAAAAAAGCCUGCAUAAUGUUACAUAUUUAUAGUAGUUCUUUGUCUGUAAAAAUGUUAAGUGGAUGAGCUAUUAUGAAAGUAAAAGUUCCAUUUUGUAUUUCUCAUUAAAAUUAGUACUAUAGGACUGUGGAUCAGAUGCUAAUAUUAAAGAAAUACUCUGUAGAAAAAAGGUUUUAACCUGAAUUAAUAUAUGUACUGACUAUUAAUAUAGAAUAAAUGUUAUAUUGGCUCAUG
Prionailurus viverrinus (fishing cat) is the source of this 6370-nucleotide messenger RNA. It is a transcript of the gene AKAP5, whose product is annotated as A-kinase anchoring protein 5. The coding region runs from base 539 to 1828 and encodes 429 amino acids. NCBI's taxonomy places the organism in Eukaryota, Metazoa, Chordata, Mammalia, Carnivora, Felidae. The transcript is spliced from 3 exons. Gene Ontology annotation, molecular function: glutamate receptor binding; molecular adaptor activity; beta-2 adrenergic receptor binding. Gene Ontology annotation, cellular component: dendrite membrane; postsynaptic density; dendritic spine. Gene Ontology annotation, biological process: positive regulation of adenylate cyclase activity. The record is from RefSeq and is a predicted model, not a curated record.